This is a messenger RNA of Talaromyces marneffei, 1854 nucleotides long. RefSeq lists its product as uncharacterized. Gene Ontology annotation, molecular function: metal ion binding; acid phosphatase activity. The coding region runs from base 1 to 1854 and encodes 617 amino acids. NCBI's taxonomy places the organism in Eukaryota, Fungi, Ascomycota, Eurotiomycetes, Eurotiales, Trichocomaceae. The record is from RefSeq and is a predicted model, not a curated record. The transcript is spliced from 4 exons.
AUGAAGGCCACCACUGCUUCUGCGUUGCUCGCCGCUUUGUCGGCGACAACUUUCACUGCUGUCAAUGCCGCACCCGCUCCCGAUGUCGAUGAGACUUAUCCCUACAAUGGUCCUUCGGUUCCCGUCGGUGACUGGAUUGACCCAACCGUCAAUGGCAAUGGAAAGGGUUUCCCCCGUCUAGUUGAGCCUCCUGCUGUUCAGCCCAAGCACAAGAACCCCACCAACAACAUCAAUGUCAUCUCCUUGGCCUUUAUGCCAAAGGGUAUCAACAUCCACUACCAGACUCCGUUUGGAUUGGGAGAGGCCCCCAAGAUCAAAUAUGGCACUGAUCCCAAGAAGUUGCAUCAGGUCGCUACUGGUUACUCUCACACAUACGACCGAACCCCUCCUUGUUCCGCCGUCGCUGCCAUCACACAAUGUAGCCAGUUUUUCCACGACGUCCAGAUACGUGAUUUGAUGCCCAGCACCAAGUACUACUAUAGGAUUUCCGCAGCCAAUGGCACCACGGAGUCUGAGGUACUCACCUUCACCACGUCCCGCCCGGCAGGUACCCCCGGCGAGUUUUCCCUUGCCGUGCUCAAUGACAUGGGUUACACAAACGCUGGCGGUACCUUCAAGCAAUUGCAAAAGGCUGUUGACGAUGGUGCUGCUUUCGCUUGGCACGGCGGUGAUUUGAGUUAUGCCGACGAUUGGUAUUCUGGUAUCUUGCCCUGUGCGGAUGACUGGCCAGUGUGCUACAACGGAACAAGCACUUCGGUUCCCCCAGGUGACUACCCAGACUCUUACAAUGAACCUUUGCCUGCUGGUGAAGUUCCCAACCAAGGUAGUCCACAGGGUGGUGACAUGAGCGUGCUGUACGAGUCCAACUGGGAUUUAUGGCAGCAAUGGCUCCUGAACGUCACCACCAAGGUUCCAUAUAUGACUGUUGUCGGAAACCAUGAAGCCGCUUGCGCAGAAUUUGAUGGUCCCGGUAACCCUUUGACUGCCUUGUUGAACGACGGCGAGGUGAAUGGCACUGCUGCCAAGGCCCAGCUCACCUACUACAGUUGCCCUCCUUCUCAAAGAAACUUCACUGCCUACCAGCAUCGUUUCUGGAACCCCGGUAAUGAGACUGGUGGUGUUGGCAACUUCUGGUACUCUUUCGAUUACGGUCUAGCCCACUUUAUCACUAUUGACGGUGAGACCGAUUUCGUCUCCAGUCCUGAGUGGCCAUUUGCUCGUGAUAUUCAUGGCAAUGAAACUCACCCCAAAGAGAAUGAAACCUAUAUCACCGAUAGUGGUCCAUUUGGCCGUGUUAGUAACUACACUGACAACAAGGCCUACGAGCAGUACCAGUGGCUCAAGGCGGAUUUGGAGAAGGUUGAUCGUUCACUCACUCCAUGGGUUUUCGUCAUGUCUCACCGUCCUAUGUACUCUUCUGGUUUCUCAUCCUACAUGACCCAUAUUAAGGAUGCUUUCCAGGAGCUGCUCUUGGAGAACGGGGUUGAUGCCUAUCUUUCUGGCCAUAUCCACUGGUAUGAACGUAUGUUUCCCCUUACCGCUAAUGGCACUGUCCUCCACUCUGUCAUUGUCAACAACAACACCUAUUACACCAGCCCUGGUGAGGCCAUGACCCACAUUGUCAACGGUAUGGCAGGCAACCUUGAAAGCCACAGUAUGUUGACCGACAAAGAGAGCAUUCAGAAUAUCACCGCUUUCUUAGACCAGACCCACUUUGGUUUCAGCAAGAUGACUGUCUUCAACGAGACUGCCGCCAAGUGGGAGUUCAUCCACGGUGCUGAUGGCUCCGUUGGUGAUUAUCUGUGGUUGUUGAAGAAGGAGAGUGAUACCACUCCACCAGACGACACUUGUUAA